Tupaia belangeri chinensis (Chinese tree shrew) is the source of this 1372-nucleotide messenger RNA. It is a transcript of the gene AGMAT, whose product is annotated as agmatinase (putative). The transcript has 7 exons. Lineage: Eukaryota; Metazoa; Chordata; Mammalia; Scandentia; Tupaiidae. Gene Ontology annotation, molecular function: agmatinase activity; metal ion binding. Bases 98 to 1156 code for a protein of 352 amino acids. The record is from RefSeq and is a predicted model, not a curated record.
CCCUUUGAGCCUGCACACUGCCUGGGAGGCUCCUGAGACCAGCAGGGACCUGGGGCCUCCACUCAGGGAACAGGUUUGGCAGGUGGCCGUGGGUGGCAUGCUGAGGCUGCUGGCGUCUGGCUGCGCUCGGGGCUGGGGGGCCGGCGUGGGCGCAUGGCCAGCCUUGGGGCUCUGCCACUCCAGGCACAGCCCAAAGCGCCAGGCCAGCGAUGCCCCUCGAAAUCAGCCACCUAGCUCUGAGUUCGUAGCCCGACCGGUGGGCGUCUGCUCUAUGAUGCGGCUGCCAGUGCAGACCAAUCCCGAGGGGCUGGACGCCGCCUUCGUCGGAGUCCCCCUGGACAUUGGGACCUCCAAUCGACCGGGGGCGAGAUUCGGACCCCGACGCAUCCGGGAAGAGUCAGUGAUGCUGCGGACAGUCAAUCCCAGCACGGGGGCCCUCCCCUUCCAGUCCCUCAUGGUCGCGGACCUAGGCGAUGUGAAUGUCAAUCUUUACAACCUUCAGGACAGCUGCCGGCUAAUUCGAGAGGCUUAUCAGAACAUUGUAGCAGUUGGCUGCAUUCCUCUGACCUUGGGUGGAGACCACACAGUCACGUACCCCAUAUUACAGGCCAUGGCACAAAAGCAUGGCCCAGUGGGGCUGCUGCAUGUGGACGCUCACACGGACACAGCUGACAAAGCCCUCGGAGAGAAGCUCUACCACGGGACGCCAUUCCGCCGGUGCGUGGACGAGGGACUCCUGGACUGCAAGCGGGUGGUGCAGAUCGGCAUCCGGGGCUCUUCCGUGACCUUGGACCCCUACAGAUACAGCCGGAGCCAGGGCUUCCGCGUGGUCCUGGCGGAAGACUGCUGGCUGAAGUCGCUGGUGCCGCUGAUGGCGGAAGUGAGGCAGCAGAUGGGGGGCAAACCCAUCUACGUCAGCUUUGACAUCGACGCCUUGGACCCGGCCUAUGCCCCAGGGACAGGGACACCUGAAAUUGCUGGCCUCACCCCGAGUCAGGCUCUGGAGAUCAUCCGGGGGUGUCAAGGCCUGAACGUGGUGGGCUGUGAUCUCGUGGAAGUUUCGCCGUUGUAUGAUCUUUCUGGAAACACCGCCCUCCUGGCCGCUAACCUGCUGUUUGAGAUGCUGUGUGCCCUCCCCAAAGUGAAAACCGUCUGAGGCUUCUGUUCUCCGAGACAAAGCAGAUUGCAUCUCUGAUGCUCUCAGAACCCGUGAACCCCGAGCACUAGUUGAUGUGUCAGACUUCCUGCUAACUGUGCCACUGGCUGUGAAGCCUAGGUAUUCAGAAGAACUCUAACCCAAUUAAUGAACAUUUCUAGGGAGUCCGAAUUGACUGCAGAAUAAAGGGAAAUACCAGAGCCAGCAGGUGCCGUG